Molecule: messenger RNA, 2741 nt
Organism: Cannabis sativa
Lineage: Eukaryota; Viridiplantae; Streptophyta; Magnoliopsida; Rosales; Cannabaceae
Product: factor of DNA methylation 4
Exons: 7
Coding region: 203-2281 (692 amino acids)
Biological process (GO): gene silencing by siRNA-directed DNA methylation
Source: RefSeq, a predicted model, not a curated record
AAAUCGAAGUGGGUUUCAUUCACUUCAUCCUUCCAAAGUCACUUGAGCCCCAAGUCAUUUCUUCGGUUCUCUCACCAACUCACCAGCGUUACCACCUUACUAGUACUACUGAUCGGACUUCGAAGAUCGGAGGUCGGACAGUAGGAAUUCCCGUUCCGUCAUUGGCCGGAUACACUAUUAGUUCAAUCACUACAGGUUUGCAAUGUCUCGAACUCCAGAUGAAGAUUUAGAAUCUAAGUAUUAUAGACAUCUAAAGAAUGGUGCUUAUAAGGUGAAGGCUUCUAAUUCAACAUAUAGAUGCCCAUUUUGUCUUGAAAGGAGGAAAACUUACUACAAACCACGGGAACUAAGAUUGCAUGCGUAUGAUGUUAGUAGAAGCUCACAUAGAAGGGAUUAUAAAGAGAAAGCUAAGCACUUGGCUCUGGAGGAGUAUAUAAGAAGGUACCAUGAGGAUCGAGUAGAGCCAAGUCCCAAGUUGGAUUCUUGUAGUAGUAAGUUGGAAUAUCGUAGACACGAUCGAUCCGAGUCAAGUAGGAAGUUAGAAUAUCGUACACAAGACCAAACAGAGCCAAGGAGCAAGUUAGAAUGUCAGACACUCGACCUAUCUGAACCCAGUAGCAAGGUAAAAUUUCCUACACUCGACGGAGCAAAUCCCAGUAGCAAGUUAGAAUGUCCUCCAUAUUACCCAUCAAAACUCAAUCCGAAGUUGGAAUGGCGUAAGCAUGAGCAUGAAGAACUACUUGUUUGGCCUCCUAUGGGAAUUUUGGCAAACAUUCAAACUGAAUUGAAAAAUGGGAAACGUGUUGGGGAAAGUGGUUCAAAACUUAGAGAUCAGUUAAUUGGAAAAGGGUUUAGCCCAGUGAAGGUUAUUCCUUUGUGGAAUUUUUUAGGCCACUCAGGAUUUGCAAUAGUUGAAUUUAACAACCAAUGGACUGGUUUUCAGAAUGCAAUCGCGUUUGAGAAGAGCUUUGAAGCUGAUAAUUGUGGGAAAAUGGCUUUCAGGCUUGAAAAGAAUCGAGGGGACAGAAUGUUUGGAUGGGUUGCUCGAGCGGAUGACUUCAAUUCAUCAACCAUCACUGGAAUUCAUCUUCGUAAGAAUGGGGAUUUAAAAAGUGUGUCUGAAAAGGAAGCGGAAGAGAAAAGAAAAGAUUCAAGGCUUUUCGAUAAACUGGCUGAGACCCUAGAAACACAGGCUUCGUCUCUCGAAGAGUGGAAGACCAAGUAUGAAAAGGCCAGCGUUAAGUACAAGAGGAUGGAGGAGAAAAAAGAAAAAAUGAUUGAAGACUUCAACGAAAAAUUAAGAAUAAUGCAACAGGAGAACCAUGAAUACUUAAAAGGGGUUUUGUCGAGGCACAAAAGUGUUAGCCAAAAUCUGAAAUCACAAAUGGAUGAGCUUCUGUCCCGGGAGAAGCAAUUGCAACAACGUGAAUUCAACGAUGAUAGUGAGAGAAUGAAAAUUGAGGAAGAAAAGAAAAUGGUUGAAAAGGCUACUAUGGAGCAAAAUAAGGCUGAAAAAAAUAUGCUCGAUUUAGCAAAAGAACAAAAGAAAGAAAAGGAGGAACUUCGGAAAAAAAUCAUUGAACUGGAAAAACAACUUGAUUCAGAACAAGCUUUAGUGUUGACUAUAGAGCGCAUGAGAGGAGCUUUAGAAGUAAUGAAACAUAUGGGUGGAGAUGAGGAUAUGGAGGUCGAAAAGAACAUGAAAGAGAUUCAAGAACAACUAAAGGAAAAGGAAGAAGAAUAUGAAGCUCUAGAAGACCUUAGCCAAGCACUUAUUGUCAAGGAACGUAGAAGUAAUGAUGAGUUACAGCAGGCUCGUAAGGAGAUGAUAAGCGGACUGAAAGAUUCCUCACAUCGUGCUUUGAUUGGUGUUAAGAGAUUAGGAGAGCUUGACAGCAAACCAUUCCUCCCUGCAGCGGAAAGGAUAUUCUCUGUCUCUGGUGAAGAAGCAGAAAUAAAAGCGUUAGAGCUAUGUUCACUCUGGGAAACCCAUCUCAAGGAUCCUAGUUGGCAUCCUUUCAAGGUUAUGGACAAAGGAGGUAAAACUGAGGAAAUAAUUGACGAAGAGGAUGAAAAAUUGAACAACUUAAAGAACGAGUGUGGUGAUGAAGCUUAUGGUGCUGUGAUCAAAGCCUUGAAGGAAUUGAAUGAGUAUAAUCCGAGUGGUAGGUACAUUAUACAAGAGCUUUGGAACUUUAAGGAGGAGAGGAAGGCACCAUUAAAGGAAGGAGUAGAUUUUAUACUGAGGAAUUGGAGACAGAAUAAACGAAAGAAAAAUUGAAGAUAGCGUCGAAUCGCUUUUGUCUAAGCCUUUUACAGAUUAUUACAGCUACAGCUUGAUGGAAUAGAUAGACCAUGUUACUGGAUUCAUUGAUUCUCUUGCCCUUUUUGAUGACGGAUUGAUUGGACUUUUCAACCCAGGAACCGAUCUACUAUACUAGAUUGGGCUAAAGGAUAGUUGACUUGGGCCUUUAUUGUUCGGCAAUGAAUUUAGAUUGGUGGUCUUGUAGAUCAACAGUGACCCUCCUAUACUCCUUACACUGCAUACACAUAAUGGAUUGACUAGUUUUUUUGAAAAAAAAAGGGACAAAUCUUUACAAAAGGUCGUAGGCAUCUCAUAUUUUGUCAUCCUUCUAUAGAUUUACAUAUCCAUUAUCCUAACCAGUCAGAUAUAUGGCUAAGAACCUCUGUAUUGGAUAACUUUUCAAGUUUAAAAGUCUUGUAGUUUUUAACCGUAUGCA